AUGCUGAAGCCCGGAGAGCCCGGCGGCUCGGCCUUCCUCAAAGUGGACCCAGCCUAUCUGCAGCACUGGCAGCAACUCUUCCCGCACGGCGGCAGCGGCGGCCCGCUCAAGGGCGGCGGCGCCGCGGGUCCCCUGGGCGCGCCGCAGCCUCUCCAGCCGCCGCCGCCGCCGCCGCCGCCGCAGCGCGCAGAGCCUCCGCCGGACAGCUUGCGCCCGCGGCCCGCCUCGCUCUCCUCCGCCUCCUCCACGCCGGCGUCCUCCUCCACCUCGGCCUCCUCUGCCUCCUCCUGCGCCGCCGCCGCCGCCGCCGCCGCGCUGGCGGGUCUCUCGGCCCUGCCCGUGGCGCAGCUGCCGGUGUUCGCGCCUCUGGCCGCUGCCGCCGUCGCCGCGGAGCCGCUGCCUCCCAAGGACCUGUGCCUCGGCGCCGCGUCGGGCCCGGGGCCUUCCAAGUGCGGCGGCAGCGGCGGGGACGUGCGGGGCGGCCCGCGCUUCCGCUGCAGCGCGGAGGAGCUGGACUAUUACCUGUACGGCCAGCAGCGCAUGGAGAUCAUCCCGCUCAACCAGCACACCAGUGACCCCAACAACCGUUGCGACAUGUGCGCGGACAACCGCAACGGCGAGUGUCCCAUGCACGGGCCCCUGCACUCACUGCGCCGGCUCGUGGGCACCAGCAGCACCGCGGCCGCCGCACCCCCGCCCGAGCUGCCCGAGUGGCUCCGGGACCUGCCGCGGGAGGUGUGCCUGUGCACCAGCACUGUGCCCGGCCUGGCCUACGGCAUCUGUGCGGCGCAGAGGAUCCAGCAGGGCACCUGGAUCGGGCCCUUCCAGGGCGUCCUCCUGCCCCCGGAGAAGGUGCAGGCCGGCGCCGUGAGGAACACACAGCAUCUCUGGGAGAUAUAUGACCAAGAUGGGACACUACAGCACUUUAUUGAUGGUGGGGAACCUAGUAAGUCGAGCUGGAUGAGGUAUAUCCGGUGUGCAAGGCACUGCGGAGAGCAGAAUCUAACAGUAGUUCAGUACAGGUCGAAUAUAUUCUACCGAGCCUGUAUAGAUAUUCCCAGGGGUACCGAGCUUCUCGUGUGGUACAAUGACAGCUAUACGUCUUUCUUUGGGAUCCCCUUACAAUGCAUUGCCCAGGAUGAAAACUUAAAUGUCCCCUCGACGGUCAUGGAGGCCAUGUGCAGACAGGACGCCCUACAACCCUUCAGCAAGAGCAGCAAGCUGCCCCCCGCCGCCCCGCAGCGCUCCGUGGUCUUCCCGCAGACUCCCUGCACCAGGAACUUCUCUCUCCUGGACAAGUCUGGGCCCAUGGAAUCGGGAUUUAACCAGAUCAACGUGAAAAACCAGCGAGUGCUUGCGAGCCCGACUUCCACCAGUCAGCUGCACCCGGAGUUCAGUGACUGGCAUCUCUGGAAAUGCGGCCAGUGCUUUAAGACUUUCACGCAGCGGAUCCUCUUACAGAUGCACGUGUGCACGCAGAACCCCGACAGACCUUAUCAGUGCGGUCACUGCUCCCAGUCCUUUUCACAACCGUCCGAGCUGAGGAACCACGUGGUCACUCACUCCAGUGACCGGCCUUUCAAGUGUGGCUACUGUGGCCGUGCCUUUGCCGGGGCCACCACCCUCAACAACCACAUCCGAACCCACACUGGAGAAAAGCCCUUCAAGUGCGAGAGAUGUGAGAGGAGCUUCACGCAGGCCACGCAGCUGAGUCGGCACCAACGGAUGCCCAAUGAGUGCAAGCCAAUGACCGAGAGCCCAGAAUCAAUUGAAGUGGAUUAA
Neomonachus schauinslandi (Hawaiian monk seal) is the source of this 1782-nucleotide messenger RNA. RefSeq names its product PR/SET domain 6 (gene PRDM6). Gene Ontology annotation, cellular component: nucleus. Bases 1 to 1782 code for a protein of 593 amino acids. The record is from RefSeq and is a predicted model, not a curated record. The transcript has 7 exons. Lineage: Eukaryota; Metazoa; Chordata; Mammalia; Carnivora; Phocidae. Gene Ontology annotation, molecular function: histone methyltransferase activity; protein binding.